CGAGAUCACUAUAAAAUCAUGCUCUUUGAAGCUUUCUUGCAUUCUCACAGAUUUCAAGACAUAUUCAAUAACAAAGGACAAGAAAAGCCAACAGAACAAAAUGAAGUUGCUACUGCUUGUGAUUUGCAGUAUGAUUUCCACAACACUAGCUGGUCUGAUUGACAAAGAGGCUAAACUGGAAACUGUGCUCAAUGAAGUUGAGGAGAUAUUGGAAGACAUGAAAGCUGCUGGUGUGCCUGAACCACUAGGAGACAUUCAAAAACUUGAGUCGAUGAUGAAUGAAGUAAUGAUAGAGGGAGAUGUUUCACCAAAACCACUCCACAAACAAGACUCACAAGGGAGUCCUGCCAUGGAGGAGAUGUUACUUCACACUGAAAACAUUGACGAGGCAACUGCCGAAGUGGAAGCUGCGGUGGCCACAUUCUACUCCAACUUGGUCACAACCUCUUGGUUGCAAAAGUUCUCUCUCAUGCAGCCAAUCAGAAUAGCUUCAGUCAAGCUUCAGUCCAUAUUCCGAGCUCAGCAUCAGCGGAAACUUUGAGCCAUGCUAGUGCCUACUGGAUGGCACGAGAAGAUGAGCUGAAACCACAACCAACGGUUCAAAAGUGGACAGAAAGGACGGCUCCAAUGGUCUUUGAACGAGAAGCUUCAGACGAAGGUUUUCGGGGAGCUUCACCCUACCGCCCAACCAUGACUGGGAAGAUUGCUGUUGGUAUUAUGAUUGUUUCCGGCCCUGGUAGCUUAGCAAUAAGCAGUAAUGAUAAAGUCAAGAUUAAAAGUGAAUGCCAAGCAGGGCUUAAAUUCUGGUCAAAAGAGGCUAAGAAAGAGGGGGUUAGUUUGUCGUUUGCGUUGUAUUAUGAGAUGAUAACAAUCAAUGCUUCCAACCCAACCUCUUGCUCGAGCUUUAGAGCUUGCGAAAAUGUGUUUACUGAUCCUAUACUCCAAGCUCUAGGUUUUUCAACUGGUUGGGCUGGAAGGAACCAAUUAGCACAACAUAUCAAAGGUGCUGCUGAUGGUGCUUUCGUUACUUUCUUCUCUAAGUACAGGCAAAGCCAUGUCGCGUAUGCCUAUUAUAGUGGUGGACCUGUAUACAUACAGUACGAUUUGAGUGUUUACCCUACGUUUAACAGGGUUUUCGCUCAUGAAACUGGACAUAUUUUUAACGCUCGUGACGAAUAUUACGGAACUUGUAACUGCAACAAACUGUAUGGCAAGGGAAGCUGCACAGCUAAAAAUUCCAACUGCUAUUCCUGCACUUCUUCUCAAACUGACUGCAUUAUGCUACACGCUGAUCCCAAUGAGGGCAACCUUUGCAAGUACACCAAAAAGCACGUGGGUUGGUGUUAAGAGACUUACAAAGAAUAUACUGAUGGACUGCACUCGUUACGGACUUGACCUUAUCCUAUAAAUUAAUUAUAGUGUAUAGUUUAGCUAUACAAUUAUAAAUACAGCUAUAUAGUACACUAGAUCGAAUUGUUUAAUGUGAUUAGUUUUGUAGCGAUAUCAAGGACAUAUAAUUAUACGAACAUAAUUAUAGGCA
Messenger RNA from Halichondria panicea, 1540 nucleotides. RefSeq lists its product as uncharacterized. Gene Ontology annotation, molecular function: protein binding. NCBI's taxonomy places the organism in Eukaryota, Metazoa, Porifera, Demospongiae, Suberitida, Halichondriidae. The record is from RefSeq and is a predicted model, not a curated record. Bases 101 to 541 code for a protein of 146 amino acids. The transcript is spliced from 3 exons.